Messenger RNA from Scleropages formosus (Asian bonytongue), 2797 nucleotides. RefSeq names its product protein regulator of cytokinesis 2 (gene prc2). The record is from RefSeq and is a predicted model, not a curated record. Lineage: Eukaryota; Metazoa; Chordata; Actinopteri; Osteoglossiformes; Osteoglossidae. Bases 6 to 1820 code for a protein of 604 amino acids. Gene Ontology annotation, cellular component: mitotic spindle midzone; cytoplasm; spindle. Gene Ontology annotation, biological process: microtubule cytoskeleton organization; mitotic spindle midzone assembly. Gene Ontology annotation, molecular function: microtubule binding. The transcript is spliced from 14 exons.
AAUUAAUGGGUAUAAACAUUUUGAAUUCCACCGAAAAGGGCGCCGCAGCGGUGGAGGGUUUAAGACGAGAAGGAUUUGAGUUUUCAAGCCACGUUUGUCUUAUGAUGUCAAGUCGAAGGAGCGAAGCUUUGGCAUUUUCCCUGGUGACCGGGAUCAACCUGGCCAUGGCCAGGUUGGUGGACAUCUGGGAUAGCAUUGGAAUCCUGGAAGACCAGAGGGUAGAGCGCAUGGAGACUGUCAAGAAACACAUUGAGGGUCUUCUGAAUGACAUGAUCACCGAAGAGGAAGCGCUGAAGGAACGCAUUGAGGUCAAUAUAAUUUCAUUCCAAAGGCAGCUGGAGUCCCUGUAUCAGGAGAUGUCCUUGGAACCCUAUAAAGUUGAGGAGGGUCUGACAGUGCUGCAAAUGGAGAAGAACCUACGGCUGCGGGUGGAGGCACUGCUGAAGGAAAAGAACGACCGGCUGAAGGAAAUGCGGAACCUAAAGCAGCAGGAUGAGGAGCUGUGCGAAGAGCUGUGUGCCACUCCUUACUACAUCCCCACUGGAAGCCUGCCCUCCCGCGCCCAGCUGCAGGAGUUCCGCCAGCAUAUCAAGCGUCUCACCGAGGAGAAGAACACGCGAGUGAAAGUAUUCACAGGCCUCAGGGAGGAUAUCGGCCGACUAAUGGCAGAGAUGGGCCAUGAGCCGGAGACCAGCCUGGAGCGCGAGUCCGUCUGCAAUGAGGCUGAUGUCUUUCUGCUCACCCAUGAGAACAUCAAGGCGCUCAAGCUCCUACUGUGCCAGCUUCAGGUGAAGAAGGAAUCGCUCCUCUCAACUCAGGCUGAACUCAAAGAAAGGGUAGCCAGCCUGUGGAACCGUCUGGACAGUCCAGAGGAGGAACAGAGGGAGUUCCGGGGUAACCUGCAGGGUACUCUCUCUGACCAGAUUGCACAAUGGCAGAAUGAAGUCGAUCGUCUGGAACUUCUGCAAAAGGCCAAGCUGGAGGAUGUAAUUAUCAAGAUCCGCCAGGAACUGGUGGAGACCUGGGACAAGUGCUUGUUUGGCCCUGAGCAGAGGGCUGCCUUCAACAGUCCCUUCUGUGACAGUAACUUCACAGAGGAGCUCCUGGCACAGCAUGAGGAGGAGCUUGUGCGUGUGAAGGCCUGCUAUGAGAAAGCCCGUCCUCUGCUGGACACCAUGGAAAAGUGGGAGAGAACCUGGGCUCUCUUUCAAGAUUUUGAGAAAAAAGCGUUGGACCCCAAUCGCUUUUCCAAUCGUGGUGGGGCACUGCUCAAAGAGGCCAAGGAGCGUGUUAAAGUGCAGAAGAUGCUGCCCAAGCUGGAGGAAGAGCUCAAGGUUGGCGUGGAGGAAUGGGAACAGAGAGAGGGUAGCGCUUUCCUGGUGCGGGGCCUCAGGGCCAUGGAUUAUAUCUCCGGCUUGUGGGAGGAGCAUCGGCUCCAGCGGGAUAAGGAGAAGAGCGAUCGGAUCACAAAGAAGGGUGAGGGAACACCAUUUAAGACCCCCACCAAGAGGCCCCUUCGUGUGGACAUCACACCCAGCAAAGCAAAGAAGAUGCCCAACCAAACUGUGCUUCGAAGUACCAGUAGUUCUUCUAGCACCUCAAGUACCCUCCUCAAUGUCUCUGGAAAACCCCCUGUGAACAGUCAGAAGGCCCAGCAAAGGAACAAGGGUCUGGAAAACAGUCACAGGACACCACUCCAGGAGUUCAACAGUGAGAAGAAGCAUCUCCGUAUUGGCUCCUACUCAGAAUUUACUAGUGAACUGUCCAGGAAGGCAAGUCAUGAUGCUAUUCUGAACUCGACAGCAAAAGACAUUCUUUAAAGAAAACAACACAACCCUUCAUUUCUUCCAUCUGUCCUUUCUGUUCUCUUGGUUCUAUCUUUUCUCUCUUCUCUCUCCCCCCCACCCCCACUAUUUGCAUUUGUGGUGCUUUAAAAGGGAUAAGAAUUGCUUUAGAUUUCAAUAAAGUGAGGAGCAUUGUUACAGUUCUGAAUUAUAAGUUUUUACAUUCUUUGAAUAGUGUUUAUGGGUUUGAUUUGCUGGUCAAGGACACACUUUGCUGUACAGAAAGGAGCUUUUAUUGUAGCUGGACUGCCUCAGCAACACAAGGCUUAGCUGGAGAUGGGAUGUGAGCAGUUGCUUAAAUGUGAACCCUCACCCCUUCAUUUUAUGAAAUUGAGAUUCAUUGUUACUGAAUUCUUUUCAAUUUUAGUGCUCUUCAUGUAAGAUUCAUUCGCCUGAAAAUCCAGUCGAUGCACUUUCAACUUUGACCUUGUAAAUAUCGUGUACAUUUUUGCAAAAAAUGCUAUGUAGGUCUUUUAUACAAUAUGAAUGUGCAGUUUUUUUUUUUUUUAAUAAGAGAACCUGUGUUUUAGGGUUUCUAGCUUUCCUGUGUCUUUUGAAUAAAUAUUUAAAUGACCUUCUCGUCUUGAUUUCAAUUUUGAGAUCUUGUGCACAAGGUGUAAUGUAGCGUGUUCUGGAACACGGGAAAUAAGAUGUUUUCCAACCUUAGUUCUGCUCACUCUUAAGAAUGAAGCCAAUCUGACCCUGGUGUAAAACUGCUUGUUUGACCUUGUCUUGACAUUGAGUCACAGUGGGAUUUCCCCCCCCCCCUUUGGUGUGGUGUUAGAUGUUGGUUUUAUGCAGAAUAAUUUUGGCUUCUCGUUUAACUGUGAUAUAAUGGGCUUUUAGUGUCUACGUGGAAAAUUGGGUCCCAAUUACCCCCACCCCCAAACCUUUUUAGGAGCAUCUCAUCCCCUAGAGCCAAGAUGUGCACUUUAGGCAAUAUUUCUGCAAAG